This is a messenger RNA of Carlito syrichta (Philippine tarsier), 2063 nucleotides long. RefSeq names its product TNF receptor superfamily member 11b (gene TNFRSF11B). The record is from RefSeq and is a predicted model, not a curated record. Gene Ontology annotation, molecular function: protein binding. The coding region runs from base 49 to 1254 and encodes 401 amino acids. The transcript has 5 exons. Gene Ontology annotation, biological process: signal transduction. NCBI's taxonomy places the organism in Eukaryota, Metazoa, Chordata, Mammalia, Primates, Tarsiidae.
UAUAACGUCGGGAGCGCACCGCGCAGCGCUCGCCAGGUUCCCGCCGCCAUGGACUCGCUGCUGGGCUGCGCGCUGCUGUUCCUGGACAUAGCCAUUAAGUGGACUGCCCAGGAGGUUCUACCCCCAAAGUACCUCCACUACGACCUGGAGUCCUCUCGCCAGCUGCUGUGUGACAAGUGUCCUCCCGGCACCUUCCUCCAGCAGCACUGUACGGCAAAAAGGAAGACAGUGUGCGCCCCGUGCCCCGACCACCACUACACGGACAGCUGGCACACCAGCGACGAGUGUCUGUACUGCAGGCCUGUGUGCAAAGAACUGCAGCGCAUCAGGCAGGAGUGCAACCGCACACACGACCGCGUGUGCGAGUGUGCGGAGGGCCGCUACCUGGAGCUGGAGUUUUGCCUGAAGCAUCGCAGCUGCCCCCCAGGCUUUGGAGUGGCACAGGCUGGAACCCCGGAGCGCGACACAGUUUGCAAGAGAUGUCCAGAUGGGUUCUUCUCGAAUGAGACGUCAUCUAAAGCACCCUGUAGAAAACACACAAAUUGCAGUGUAUUCGGUCUCCUGCUAACUCGAAAAGGAAAUGCAACACAUGACAAUAUAUGUUCUGAAAAUAGUGAAUCAACACAGAAAUGUGGAAUAGAUGUCACCCUGUGUGAGGAGGCCUUCUUCAGAUUUGCAGUUCCUACGAAGUUCACGCCUAACUGGCUGAGUGUCCUGGUGGACAACCUGCCUGGCACCAAAGUCAAUGCAGAGACUGUCGAGAGGAUAAAACGGCGGCACAGCUCACAGGAACAGACUUUCCAGCUGUUGAAGUUAUGGAAACAUCAAAACAAAGACCAAGACAUGGUCAAGAAGAUCAUCCAAGAUAUUGACCUGUGUGAGAGCAGCGUGCAGAAGCACAUUGGGCAUGCGAACCUCACCUUCGAGCAGCUCCGCAGCCUGAUGGAGAGCCUGCCAGGGAAGAAAGUGGGAACGGAAGACAUUGACAAGACGAGGAAGGCAUGCCGAUCCCACGAGCAGAUCCUCAAGCUUCUCAGCCUGUGGAGAAUUAAAAAUGGCGACCAAGACACCUUGAAGGGCCUCAUGCAUGCACUCAAGCAUGCCAAGACCCACCACUUCCCCAAAGUCGUCGCCCAGAGCCUGAAGAAGACCAUCAGGUUCCUGCAUAGCUUCACAAUGUACAAGCUGUAUCAGAAGCUGUUCUUAGAAAUGAUAGGGAACCAGGUCCAGUCAGUAAAAAUAAGCUGCUUAUAACCGGGAUGGCCAUUGACUCUCUCCCCAGUGGGCCAGAUCCCUGGCUGAGUACAUUGUUUUCAGGCACUUGAGGGGUGCAGGGACUUCAUUUUCGUCACCAAUGACUCAUUUUGCCACAGGGCACCAAAAGAAACUAUGAUGUGGAAAAAGAGCUAACGUCUUCCCAGAAGCUUUAAUGAACCCCAGAUGGUUAAGCCGGUUAUCAGAUCAGGUCCCAUAUCUACUGACUGUAUUUCCCCUCAUUACCGCUUACAGUAAUUCAACUGGAAGUAAACAAACUAGAUGCCAUUGUGCUGUACUGAAUAUGGAAUGUCAGACUUAAAUAGCUUUGAGAUUUCUGCUGCGCUAGAGGGUUAUUAGAAAGCCAUAUUUCUUUUCUGUAAAAGUUACUCAUAUAUCUGUAACACUAUUACAGUAUUGCUAUUUAUGUUCAUCAAGAUUAAGAUUUGUACAUAUUAUCAUCCUAAAGAGAAAUGGUAUAAGACUUAAUUUUAGAAAGAAAAAGAUUAUAUUCUGUUGAUUAUUUUGACAAAUGAAAGAGAUAAAAUAUAUUUUUUAAUGAAAAGUUUAUAACAUUUUUCUAAUAGGUACUACCAUUUUUUUCUGUGUGGAGUGUUUUUAUAAAUUUAUCUGUAUAAGCUGUAAUACCAUUUUAUAGAAAAUUAUUAGUCAAUUGUUUAAUGUUUGAAAAUGUAUGAAAUAUAAAUUAUCUGAAUAGUAGAUGCUCUGAGAAAUUGAAUGUACCUUAUUUAAAAGAUUUUAUGGUUUUACUAUAUAAGCAACAUCAUUAAAGUUUUCAAAUUAUUUUU